UGCAAGAAAGGAUAUGUUGGAGAACGCUGCAACAUAACCUGUCCAUCAUUAUGCAAUAAUUGUGACCAGUUUGGUGUUUGUACAGAGUGCAAACCAGGUUAUUCAAAUGAACAAAACCAGUGUACAUGUAAAAGAGAUAUAUGUGUGAAUCAGUUAGAUUGCAAAUCGUGUACAAAUACAUAUUUCUUUGCAAAUGGUGGUGACUGUUGCUUAUGCAGUCUUGAUAAUUGUGUUUCCUGUUCGAUGGCUUUAGACACCGUUAUAUGCAAGAUUUGCAAAGACGGAUAUUAUCCAAGCAUUAAUGGAGAGUGUGAGCUUUGCAAAUCACAAUGCGUCAAUAAUGAAUGCGAUACGUCUUCGGGAGAAUGUUAUCAAGGAUGCACAAAUGGAUACUGGAAUAAAACCUGUGACAAAUCGUGUGAUCCAGAAUGUGUAUCUUGCAGUCAAUCAGAUGGAGCGUGUACACAUUGCAAGAAUAAUACCAAAUAUGGACCUACCUGUAGCAUGGAAUGCAGCACUAACUGUAAAAAUUCAAUGUGUGUCAUUAAUGGAGAUUGCACAAAUGGAUGCAUUAUAAACAAGUUUGGAAAACAAUGUGAACAAACAUGUGAGAAUUAUUGUACGCAAAAGGAAAACAGAACAGUUUGUUCUGAAAAGACAGGAAUAUGCUUGUAUGGCUGCGAAAAGGGUGACAAGGGAUCAUUUUGUCCUUCGGCACAAGCAAAACAACAAAUGUCAACUGCAUCACUUGCUGGGGGAGUUGGAGGUGGAGUUGUUGCUCUUGCUGCCAUUGUGGUCGUUGGAUUGAUUUUGCUUCGAAGCAGAAGAGGCAAUUUGAGCAACAAAAGUGAGCGACCUGAAAAAGAGCAUGAUAACUCUUCCGCGUUAUACGCAACGGUGAACAAAGGAAGUGCACAAUAUGCCAAUGAAGAUACCGUAAAUCUCCACUCUGUCACCAAUAUUGAAAACACCAAUUACCAGAGUCCAUCACCGAAGAGUUCUGACAAGGAAAAUACACGUAUUUUUACUGAAGACAAUCUUGAAAUCGAGGCAGAUGAUGUUUCUGCACGAGAAAUCACAAACAUGUUUGAGAAUAAUGAAGGUGUUUAUUACAACAAUACAAGAGCAAUCAGCAAAUUCAAACUGACUGUUGUCGAACUACCUGAUUAUGUACAAAAACUAUGUAUAAAGGAUCUUGAAGAAGAAUUUAAGAAAGUACCGUACGAUCUCGUGAAACCGUAUGAAGUUUCGCAAACGAAGCUAAACAUGCACAGAAACAGAUACAAAGGAAUAUAUCCGUAUGAUGAUACGCGUGUUUUAGUACGCGGAGGAGACACAGACUAUAUCAAUGCAAGCUAUAUAGACGGUUUCAGGAAACGAAAUGCAUACAUAGCUACUUUGGGUCCAAUGGCUAAACAGCUGGGCGAUUUCGGUCAAUUCUGGCGAAUGGUCUGGCAACAGAAAGUGGAGAAGAUUGUCAUGUUGACCAACUUGGUUGAGAGUUUGAAAACCAAAUGUGAGCAAUAUUGGCCUGAUCAUGGUCAGAGAAAACUAUAUGGCGAUAUAGAAGUUGUGUGCAAGGUUAACAAAAUGUACGCAGAUUUCAUUUGGAGACAGCUAACGAUUUCCAAGGGUAAAAAGAAUUCUGAAGAAAGAAAUCUGCAUCACCUUCAGUUCACAGCGUGGCCAGACAAGGACAUUCCUGAUAACGUCACAUCAAUUAUACAGUUUAGGCAGAAAGUGAACGCAUUGCCGAGUACCUUUGUCGGACCAGUGAUUGUGCAUUGCAGUGCGGGCGUAGGAAGAACGGGCACCUACAUAGCUCUGGACAUACUAACUAACGAGGGUGAGGCAGAAGGAGCUAUAGAUAUCCCGGGAUGUGUUCUCAAUAUGAGACAGAACAGACCAAGCAUGAUUCAGACUUUGAGUCAAUACAAGUAUCUACACGAAGCUUUGGUCCAUUCAUUGACACUUGAUUGCUCGUUGAUAAAAAGGAAACACUUCCAUGAAUAUAUGAGUAUGAUGUCCAGCAAACAGGUGAUACAGAAGCAGUUUGAGAAAAUGCAAUUGAACCAGGAGCAAAAGUCAGAUCAGGAACUACAGGCUAUGGAAAGGAAUCGGCUUCUGGCAAAAAAGAACAGGAAACACGCAGAUAUACCAGGUGAUACAAACAGACCACUUCUUCAUCUGUUUUUGAAACCAGGCGAAUCUGAUUACAUCAAUGCGAUCUACAUCAACAGUUACAAAACAAAAAACCGUUUCUUGGUUGCACAAACACCACUGCCUGACACGGUUUCCGAUUUCAUUACACUUGUUGUUCAAGAAAAGUGUUCUUGUAUUGGGAUUGGCUUAUACGUUCCUGGUGACAAUAUAUCGAUGAAGAAAGGUCUGGUUUCCAUACUUUCCACCAUAGAUCAAAGUACAAAACGUUUUGUUAAACGAACGCUGCAUGUCGAACACGACGGAAAAACCAAGUCGGAGUUCAGAAUACCACACUAUGAAUAUCCGGACUGGGAUAGAAGUCACAAUACUCCGAGGUCGGCAGAACACUUUGUUGCCUUCAUCAAAGAGGUUGAAGACGUAUCCGAAUCAUCUCACAUGAACGGACCGAUACUUGUGCAUUGUAUGAACGGUGCUGGAAAGAGCGGCCUUUUAUGUGUUGUCUUGACAUUACUUGAAACACUGAGUGAAGAUAAUGAAGUCAGUGUGGUUAAUGCGGUGAGGAAAGUCAGGGCUAGACGACCGCUUUCCAUUCCAAAUAAGGAACAGUUUUACUUUUGCUACGAGUGUGUUCUUCAAUCCUUGAAUGCAACAGAUAACGAUGUGUAUUACAACACAAGUCGGGAUGUCCAUAGGGAAUGAACACAGCUGAACAAUUUGAAACAAUGACACUUGGUGUGUUGCCCUUGACACGAGCAUCAUAGAUAAAUAUGACAUGAUCAGCUACACUAUUUCUUAUUUGCAGACAUGGGGAAACUUGCAAACGUAACAUGAUUGCAGUUAUGCAUAAUCGUUAUCACAUACUUUAGCAAAGGCUAGCAUUUCAUCUGUCAGUCAAAAUAGUGUGUUGUAAAACAACACCCUUAUUUUUGCAUAAUUAAUACUUUUAUGAUUUGUACCACUCUGUAGUGUUUUAUUUAAUCAAAACUAUAUCCCAUAGAGAAGGCUUAAUAUGCAAACUUACCGUGCAAUAGGUAACAUUUGAUUAGAUACAGCGAUAUCUCAAUAUUCGCACAGCUCUACUUGUACAGAAAGCUUGCCGAUAUAAUAUAGAAAACAUACUUCAACGAACCCUCGUGACUGAAACGUUCAUAACUGGAGCUUCGCACGCGUUGUGAAUAAUUUUGGUCGUGAAGUUGAUGAAGUGGAUGCAGUACGUAUUGCUUUAAUGUUUAAUGAAUGCAUUGUACAUUAAAAUUAUCAUGUUAUUUAAUAUAUAUGUAAACGUGUUUACGUCAUUGCAAUUAAACUGUUUUAUUUCAUUUUUAUAUUAAUACCUUUGUAUUUAAACUUUUAAUGUUUUUGCAUUGAUAAAUGUUCCAAAGAAAAGAAGAUCUACACGUUAUAGUACAGUUUAUGGACUAUUUUCAUCUGAGUGUUUCGGAUGGGCAUAAUUAUUGCUUCACAGUAUAUGUUAUGUUUUAUUUUCGUUAUAUUUUUAAUUUAAAACAGGUUUCUGAUAUGCUAUGUUUCUAUCAAUUUGCAUUAGCCUCGAACAUGCAUUUCUAUUAAUACUAUACAGUUUAUUCAUAAAUGUAUGCAUUAUUAUUGAUUAAAAGGCAGA
Messenger RNA from Mya arenaria, 3784 nucleotides. Its product is annotated as receptor-type tyrosine-protein phosphatase epsilon-like. Gene Ontology annotation, molecular function: protein tyrosine phosphatase activity. The transcript is spliced from 20 exons. NCBI's taxonomy places the organism in Eukaryota, Metazoa, Mollusca, Bivalvia, Myida, Myidae. The record is from RefSeq and is a predicted model, not a curated record. Gene Ontology annotation, biological process: protein dephosphorylation. Bases 244 to 2862 code for a protein of 872 amino acids.